AUGGAGUCCGACAAAGGACUGAAUGAAAAUUUAAAAAUCCAGUUUAAGGCUUUACAGGAGCAACAACAGAAGAGGCUACAAAAUGUGAUGGAGAAAAAGAAAGAAAAGCAGCACGGUCAGAAAGGCAGCAACAACAACCCAAAGGAGACUUUUGGAGUCCACGAUGAUUUAAACCUAUUUAAGGUAGAUGGACAGCUAUCAAAUGAAGAGAUCAGCAAAAGGUUGCUUGAGGAUGAAAACGAGCAGCUUCAGGAUCAGCUUCGAGAGGUCGUAGAUGAAAAUGGCAGACUGUACAAACUGGUGAGGGAGAGAGAUUUUGAAAUCCGGCAGCUUCAAAAGAAAAUAGAGGAGGAGAGAUUAGCCCUGAAAGGGAUGUCUGGUUUAGCAGGGGAUGUUGCAGCUACUAAAAUAGUUGAACUGUCCAAAAAGAAUCGUGAGCUAACUGCUGAGACAGAGAGUGAAAAAGCCAAAGUGAAACAACUGAAUAACAAAGUCAAAGAGCUUGAAAAAGAACUACAAACAGCCCUGGGAAAAAUCCAGUCUCUUGGUGGCAAUGACUCAGGAAUCAAGCAAUCGAUGUUGAGAAGGAUGGAAGGAAACUCGCCUGGAAGUCCGGAGUUGAAAGCUUUGCAAGAAAAAUUAACUGCAGCCAACUUUAAAGCAAUGGAGUUUCGCAAUCAGCUCCAAACCACAAAACAGGAACUAAAGAUGAUGCAAAAGCUUUUAGCAAGUGAAGUUGGUGAAGAUGUGAAUAUUCAAAAUCUUUUGACCAUCUCUGGCAGUUGGCGUGGACGGGCCCAGCAAAUACUUGUUCUGCAAGGCAAGCUUCGAGAGCUGGAGAAUCAAUUGGGUCAGAGCAAGAGCAGAGCAUCAGUGAAUAAUGUUGAUGAGGAAAUGCUGGCCCUUACAGAUCCACGGAAGUUGUCAGCCCAAGAGAAAAACCUGUUACGGAUUCGCAGCUUGGAAAAAGAAAAGAAAGAAGCCUUGGAGAAACUCAGUGGGGAACAUAGCACUCUCCAGAAAGAUCAUGAGGAUGUGAAAAAAAAACUGGAUGCAUCAAAAGCCAGGAACAAAGUGCUGUCCAAUGAGGUGAAAGCUCUGAAAGGACAAAUCUUAACGCUGCUGGAGAAAGGAAAGCACGACGAUGAGCUCAUAGAUGCCUUACUGAACGAGCAGAAGCAAAUGCAUGAGAUCUUAAAGCACCUGAGCCUGCAGGAUGAGAAGAACAAGGAGUCCCAGCAGAGUCUAGGCCAGCAUUUGAACAGCGAAGCUCAGAAACAGAGCAGUCUCGUAGGGCAGCUCCAACAGAUGGUGGCUGAACGAGAAGCCAAGAUUAAAGAGCUGGAGGAGGAGAUGGGACUGCUCACACUUCAGCAUCAGAAGAAAGAGACCAUUGAGGAGGGCAGUUCAGAUGUUGCAGAUUCACCAUCUUCAGAGCACUUAGAAGAGCAGAGUUUUACUCUAAUCAAACCACCAGCAUCGGCAGGCGACCAUGUUGGAAGGAUCGGGUCUGCUCGCACCAUGUCUAAGAUGGGGCACACACUUGUAGAAUCUGCAGCUACAAAGCCUUCGCCUCCAAGUAACAGUGUCGCAUCUGGGAGGCUUGCUGACACCGAGAGCCCAGAUCUGAAAGUGUUGCAGACACAGAUCACAGAGUACAAGGCUCUUUGCCAUGCUGCUGAGGUGGAAAGAGAGAGGCUCACAGAACUAGUCACUGUCCUGCAGAAAAGGGUGGUCGAAAGCAGCGAUAAAGUUUUGGAAGCUGAGAAGAAGCUUCAAGAAGAGCGACGUCGAUCAGUCAUUUUGGAGCAGCAUCUUGAAAAAAUGAAAAUGGAUGCAAGGAAGAACGCAAACAGCCAGAAACCCCUCCCGAGGAACAAAACAGGUCAGGCUGCUAAUAGCUCCAGACAUACCUUGACUGCGAGCGAUAGGAAAGAUCUCACUGCAGCGCAGCUCUCAGAGGUGCCACUAAAAUCUCAGAUAGAAGAACUGACUACAAGGCUUACGAUCCAGCUGGAUGAGAACGAAGCCUUGAAGACCGCCCUGGAGAGCACUGUGAACAUGAAAGAAGAAGACUUCAAACUGUACCAAGAGACAAUGGGCCAGGUGAAGGAGAUCUUCCUACAGGCUUUGAGGCAGCAGAAGCAAGAGAAGAAUUAA
Messenger RNA from Emys orbicularis (European pond turtle), 2160 nucleotides. It is a transcript of the gene CCDC13, whose product is annotated as coiled-coil domain containing 13. The coding region runs from base 1 to 2160 and encodes 719 amino acids. Gene Ontology annotation, cellular component: centriolar satellite. The transcript is spliced from 15 exons. NCBI's taxonomy places the organism in Eukaryota, Metazoa, Chordata, Testudines, Emydidae. Gene Ontology annotation, biological process: non-motile cilium assembly; cytoplasmic microtubule organization. The record is from RefSeq and is a predicted model, not a curated record.